GUUGUCAUUCUCAUUGUAGAUAUUACCGUCCCAGGCAAAUUUUCCAAGGACGAUUUUAGCUAUAGUAACUCCACACGGAGUAAUUUGAGGUUUUGUCUUUAACACUGAAACUGACGCGCCACUACCAAGAUAUUUUUGCAGCAUCUUCUGCCGACCUACUCUUCAGAACAUACUAAAGGUUCCUACCUAUUUUGAAUAAAAUGACUUUGUUGCGUUUAGCCAUACUUUUCACUGCCGCUGGCCAGCAACAGGCCAGUGGGCGCGCCGUUGCUCCGCAAGGAGCUGCACUGGAGCCGCUUCCUGCGCAACAGAACCAGGGCAAAUCUCUUCCCAGCAACGAGAAAAGAAAUCCGAAGGAUUCCUCCCCGGACGAACUGAGCAAGACGAGCGCGGGCAGCACAUCAGCAAACACCCCCUUUUUACAGCGAAGCGCGUCCUCCCUUGCUCCGUCGCCUUCCAGCGCGCCUACCAUGUCGCCGGCAUCUUCGUACUGUGGGUCGUCGCCACCUGUAUCUCCAGAAGGACCGACGAUUAGCGUUUCAUACCCGUUUGGUCAGGGAGAAAAUGAUGAAAACGUCGGACACUUCUACACAACUCCAGCAGCAGCUCGCUCGGCUGCUCUACUGCCGCUGCCCCCCACGUUCUUCGGCCCAGAUAAUGGCGCUGGGAUUGUUCUUGAGGAUGACGAGGUUCUUCGCGCAAGAACGGCAGCGGGAUCGUCUUCGUCUGCUUCUGCAGCAGAAAUGAGUGCUGGAAAAGGUAGUAGUUCUUCAUCUUCCCACCUCUCUGCAGCGCCAGAAGCGCAUGAGAACAAUGACACUAGCUCUGCUGCACCUCCCGGAGAUUUCAACUUCACGAGCAUUCUUCAAGACGAUCAGCAGGAGUUUCUCCAAUUACAGAAUGCGCUUCUUGGGCAACACGAUGCUGAAAGUAGUUCUACCGCCUGUACUAGAAGUAGUACAACGAGGACCUCGAGCCAGCAAUGCCAGUGUUUGGCGCUGCGCCCAGCCAAUCCGGGGCUGGUGACGCUGUUGCAGAAGGUUCGUGCGUUGGAGGUGAAGGGUGAAGAUGUGUCCCCCGCGAUGGUGGAUUUGCUGCGCCAGGUGGCAAGGAUCAUCGAGAGGGAUGAAAAGCAGGACGCCAGCCGGUUUUGGCGCCAGAUUUUCCACAUCGAACUCCUCAUCGUGCGGGAAAACUUCAAAUUGAUUCGCCACAAGCUGACGCGCAACAAGAAGCAACAGCAGGAGGCGGAGAAAGAAUUGGCGUCUUGGACCGAAGGAAGUGAGGCGGUUUCCGAGUCCAGAGACAAGAUGAUGCCCGGCAUCCCGUCCUACAUUUUCUACUCCGGCAUAUCGCAGAUGCCCGACUCGCUGCUACAUCCAGUGCGGAGCGAGUCUGUCAAAGCGGGGCUGCAGGAGGCACAAGAGGCCUUAAACCGCAUAUCCGAGGAGAGAGAAGCGUGGCUGCACCAACGCAACGACCGGCGCCUGCACUUCAAAAAAACGGUCGACGAACUGAGCCAGAAGCCGGGCGCGGCGGACUGGUUGCCACCAGAGUGCGAGUACGCGGCAUAUCUUGCGGAGGAUUCCGAUUUUGUGGCGCUUUAUUCCAGUGAAAAUAUGGAUGGCCACCGAAGUUUGCAAUCCUCGUCCAUGUGGGCUCCCUACACCGCCUGGUUGCAGUCCAGUCCAUUCUGGAGUUGUCCCUCGACUCCUUCCCGUGCUCCAAAUGGUCUUGAGGGACGUGCUGUACUAGAGUCGGGCGAGGGACCCAGUGCGACAUCCUCUCCCGCUGGCUCAGUAGCUGUUCCAGUGCAGCCAACUACCGAGGACCAUAAGGGAGUGCUCGGCUUUCUGCGUAGUUCGAAGGAAGAAAAUAAAGCCACCGUAGCUGGUGCGUCAGCAGACCCUAGUAUGUUGCAGUCAUGUCUAACGCCGACUUCGGAAGAGCUCCGUGGUCCUGCCUCCAGCGAUAGAUAUGAGCAGCCGUUGUUGGAUCAAGAAGAACAGAACCGGUUGUCCGGCAACCUCGUCGCCCUGAAGUACCUGUACAGCCAGGAUGGGAGGCUCACCGGCGCGCUGAAGAACCACUCGGCGGUGGCCUGGGCCGGGAUUUCUUGCGCGUCGCUGAUCGUUGGGUACUUGGUCGAACGAUCCGCCGACGCCGCGAAGCACACCGGUCACGCCGCCGUCGACGCGACCCACCAGAUCGCGAAGCGGGUUGUUGAUGUCGCAGUGCCGGAUGAAUAUGCGUGGACAAAAUGGUAUCAACAAAGAAAAAGGCUAAGGCAUUCUUUACUUUGCGUUUUGCAAUGAUGAUCCAGCACAUUGUAAUUCUACUAAAUACAACUUGGCACUUGUAUGGUUGUUGCGUUGAGAGAAUUUCGUAAACACUCAAACUUCACCAACUUCAGCGCAAUGCAGUGCAGCGGAGAGCUGAGCCACUCUUUAACGCGGCACGUCGUCAACCACGGCCAUUCGGCGUUGCAGACAACUACCAAGUACGCUGUCGCGGCGAUACCGUUUGCAACAUACGGCGGCUUGAUUGUCAUCUGCAGGGCCGGAGACGUGCUGCUCGCGGCGUUAGGGUGCCAAACGGAAAAUAUAUCCUCCACGCAGACGCGCUCGACAUUACCAGGGAGUACUGCAAAUUGGCAGCCGUGUCAAGGACCACUUGCGCUCCUAGAUGAGGAACCUCGCGAACAAGGCGGGGAAAUUUCAAAAGAGGAAGGCACUCCAGCAGCGGCCUAGAAAAUGUUCGUCACUGGAUGCGGAAUUGUGGUUUGAUAGAAGAGCAAUGAAAAGUUGGCAACGAAAGAGGGUGCACGCUACUGGGCAUGCGGAGUGGCAUAUUCACUGUGCUUCAUGCCGGAAGCAAUAACAAUCUCACAGCGACUGCGACAGCCGGUCACAGGGGUGGCAUGCUUGCGGGGUGUAAAAGUUAACGUGUAGGUGUAUUUAAUUUUAUCUUUCUCUAAGCUCUGGUGGCGAUUGGUUGCGAUACUCUAUGCCACCUAUUUACAAGCAGGACCCAGUUACUCGCUCGCCUAAAGAAGCGAACAGCGCGCAAUUAUUGAUUUCAUCUUUCAAAGGCUUAGGGUAAAGGGGAGAAACAAGGCUUAGUGUAUAGCUAUAGGCAGACCACGCAGUUCCACGCGGAUUCGUGUGUCCAUGUUGCAGCAUUUUUUUGUUGUUUUGCACAGACAGGCGGAGUUUGAUUUUGCAUUGACAGGCGCGCAGUCUUAGUCAUUCUCAUUUACCAUUUGAUAGUCAGCACAGAUCUCGGUAAUCAGCCGCAUACUUGAAGGCUACGGAGAACUACAACUAAGUUACCCCUACGACGGCGGGUGAAAUUCAGGCGUCGCAAUACUUUUAAAG
Messenger RNA from Amoebophrya sp. A120, 3377 nucleotides. The record is from the annotation of a GenBank genome assembly. Lineage: Eukaryota; Dinophyceae; Syndiniales; Amoebophryaceae.